AUGCUGGUGCCAUUCGACUCUGCACCGUUCACAACUGUCGGCACUGUGGUGAUCACCGAUCCUGAUAACGGUUCAAAUGGUACCGUAGUCUACCGUAGCCAGCAAUCUCAUCCGCUGUUCGUCGUCAAAAGCAAUGGCGAUGUACAGCUCCGUCGUGCUCUGGCCGACUCCGAUCCCACCGAUGUUCGCCUGUCGAUCAUCGCUUCCGAUCAGGGCGUGCCACGAAAGUCUACAGUGUGCCAUGUGCAGAUAAAGAUCGGUCGCGGCUCGUCCACAGUAAAAAUCAUCGAGCCGUUCGAGCGGAAUAUUCGCAUGCCAAACGGUUGCCUGACGUCAGGCUGUACUCUUCGACAAUUCAAUGCAACUGGGGUGUCCAAAUGGCAAAUUCAAAGCAAC
Ostertagia ostertagi is the source of this 396-nucleotide messenger RNA. NCBI's taxonomy places the organism in Eukaryota, Metazoa, Nematoda, Chromadorea, Rhabditida, Trichostrongylidae. The record is from the annotation of a GenBank genome assembly.